Messenger RNA from Amyelois transitella, 3401 nucleotides. RefSeq lists its product as uncharacterized. The transcript has 11 exons. NCBI's taxonomy places the organism in Eukaryota, Metazoa, Arthropoda, Insecta, Lepidoptera, Pyralidae. The record is from RefSeq and is a predicted model, not a curated record. The coding region runs from base 101 to 1270 and encodes 389 amino acids.
GCCGCGUCCCGCACUACGACCGGCCGCCAUGCCGCGCUGACUCGCUACUCUACGCUAGUGUCAGACACUCGGUGACAGCUGUCAAGUGAAACAAUACAAUAUGUGGCUCCCCUGGUUCUAUCUCCUAGCCAGCCUGCUAGCUGCGCAUGCUCAAAAUGUGGAGAACAUUGAAUUCCUGCCCGUCGUUAACGCGACCUGCAAGACCGGAGUCAUGUCUAUCAGGGUCACCUUCAAUCAGCCGUUCAACGGCAUCAUUCACGCCAGAGAGUACAGAACCCCAUCUUGUAUGGCCCAGGGUAACGGCACGGAAACGGUGACUUUUGACAUCAACCUGGUGGCGACGCAGGGCUCGCCGGAUUAUUGCGGCGUCUUUUGGAAUAAUCGAACUGACGAACGCUCCCUGCCACUGGCGGUCCGAGUUCACCGGACGCUGGAGCUGGCUGACGACAAGUUUUAUGUGAUCACGUGCGGCAAGGCAGGAUUCAGAAACUCUAGAAACGAAACAUCCCUAGUGUCUCUACGAAUGUUAAACCAGCAAGGCCAGAAGGUUUUAAAUGCAGCCUUUGGUCUGCCAUACACACUACGAGCGGAACUGAGCAAGUCAGAUGGCACGCACGGCAUUCGACUCAAGAACUGUUUUGCGUUCAACAUGAAAAACAAUACAGUAGAUCUUUUAGAUAGUAAAGGAUGCCCGCUGAAGCACGAGACAGUGGUCACGAAGUCUGAGAGCGGCGCCGCCGAGCUGACGAUAGCCUCCAUGUUCCGGUUUCCCGACUCCUCGCAAGUCAACUUCCAGUGCGAUAUUGGCGUUUGCAGAGGAAGCACAUGUGCUGCCAUAGACUGCACAUCGGCGGACCGCAGCGAGGCCAGCGACGAAGAGGGCACGGUCACCGCUUCCACUGGAGUUUUUGUGCUGGACCCCAACGAUAAUGCUGUGGUGACGUGCGCGGAGAGCGGCGUGCGGCCGCUGUGGCUGCUGUACCUGGCCAUCGCGCUGGGCGUCAUGUUCCUGGUGAUGCUGCUCGUCAACUGUUUCCUGUGCACCGCCAUGACUUGCUCGUGCGCCAGGACUGAUGUGAUCGAGAAGGACCCGUCCGUGGUGGAGGACUACGACCCGUACCGCAGCUGGCACGGCAGCCAGUACGGCGGCAGGUAUCCGUCAUCAACUAUACACUCGGCGAGAUCGGUUUCAGACAACAGUGACCACUACGCAAUAGUCCAGUCCAGACCCGGCAGCCGACAUUCUGGGAUGCAUCGAAACAGACACUAAUACUUAGUCACAGAAUUACCUUAUGCGAAACUUUGGAGAACUACAUACUAACGCCAAGAUGAAAGUUUGUACACGGUUCCAAACACGUUCAAAUAAUAUUAUAGUAUUUGGAAUAUUAGAAGACUAAAAGGAGCUAAGUACCUACUGGUUAAUGUGACGGCACGAACGAUGGCUUCCGUAAUAACAUUUUCAUAUUGCAUUCCAUUUUUCAAUUGGGCAUUUCUAUUGUAUUGUCUUUUAUUAUUCCAAUUACUAUGGUUCGAUCCUAAAAAACCUAGUUUCAAUAUUCAAGGAUUUCAAGAAUAUAGUUCAUCUUUAAAAUGCAAUCUCUUAAAUAUUUUGUGAAUGUGAUUUCGACAUCACAAAAGCAAUCAAAUGGUGCUUCUUAACAAUAGAACAAUAGUUUUAGAUAAUUUUACUUAUGUUACCCAAUACAGUAGCUGGACGUCUCGAAAAUAUGAAUUUAACUUGUGCCAUUUAUGUAAUUCAAUGUACCUACCCUAGUGGCCUUUACGCCUAUUAUUUAUUAAGUAAUAUAUUCGAUAUGGGAACAAUUUUUACCUGAUGAACGCAACGAAUCCGUCCAAUAAAAAAUCAUUAAUGUUAGAGUUAGCGUAAGUACAUGUCGAUACGUAGUUAGGUAGUAUUUGAAUUGAAUUCAAUGCAGACGACUUUAUACUAAUAAAACUUAUAGAAUUAAAUUUGACUAAGUGAAGAUAGUAUGAACGUCAUGUAAACAAGUAUUAUUGCAGCUUAACAUUUAUCGCAUUCAAUAACAGUAGUUACUAGAUUUUAAUUACUUUUUUCUAUAUUUGCAUGUUUGACCAAUGUAUCGUUACUCAAAUAUUAUUUUUAUGAAGCUAUAUAAUCAUGGAAGUGUUAAUAACGACUUCAUAACGAUAAUAACUAAAAUUUAUAAAAGUUUAGCAUACAUUUAUCUAAAACUUUAUUUCGUUACACAGUCAUAGCAUGUUCGAAGUUUAGCUAACUGACGUCCGCCGUCCAAUUCAUGGACAAAUCCAUACUAUUAUAUUAUAAAGAGAAAUUAUUUUUGUUUGUAACAGAUAUACUCAACAAUUUCUAAACCGAUUUUGAGAAAAUUUUACAGAGACAGAAUAGACCUUCGGGACAACAUAGGCAAUUCAAACGGGAGCAAAUCUCCACGCAAAAACUAGCUCUAAACAAGUUCUUAUUAUUUUAUUUGCAGAACUCGAAAGAAAUUUUAAAUUAAACCGUAGAAAAUGUAUUUAAAUAAAGUGCAUGGAAGUUUCUUAUUAAGAGAAUUAGAACUCUGAUUCAUCUUCUUCUUCUUCUUUAUUUUUAUCGAGAGCAUUUUAAGACCGACAUACUGAUAACGCACAAAAAAAGAAAGAAGACAUACGGAAUUGGAAACCACCGCAACAAAAAUCUUUAAGGCGGACAAAAGCUAUACCUAAGCCUAAACUCAUAGUCGUACACGCUAUCUCUGAAGCAAAAAUUAUAUCAAUUGUAAAUAAAUACCUAUUAAAGUAAUUAUGUAAUAAAGGUGAAUUAUAUUUUUAUAGAUGUUAUCUAAACCACACAAAUCUUCUUUUGGUUUGGUAUUAUAUGUAAAUUAUAGGUAAGAUAAGAAAUAUGCCGGACCUUAGAAAGGUGGAACUUUUUGUAAUAGUUCAAUUAAAUUUUACCGGCUAUCUAUUAUAGACCACAUCACAUCUGUGUUAAUAUUAUUUCUUAGUAAAACUGAUGUAAGUAAAUCAUUAGGAUGAUCAUUAAGAUGAUCAAUGUUUUUUGAAUAACUUUAUUUUACUGUUUAUGUGAAAACAAACAAAUUUAAGUAACAGCCCCAAUAACUUAGUGUUUCCUUUUUACAAUAUACUGUAAAUAUAAUUUAGUAAUUUUUCUUUAGUAUUAGAAAAUUUCUUUAUAAGUGUUACGGCAACUGGUAUGUAUUUAGACUAUUUCGGAGGCGCAAUACUUUACAUACAACAAUAUCAUAAUGUCGUAUGAGCUGCAUUGAAAUUGUGGAAUUCAAUAAACAUUUUAACACAAAUUGUUUUAAUUUUUCAAUGUGUUAUUUCAGACAGUUGUUUUUAAACUUCUGCAGUAAAAAACUUAUUUACUCUUUAACGCCUGAAUACUUUGAUUGACU